Neltuma alba is the source of this 2545-nucleotide messenger RNA. Its product is annotated as nitrate regulatory gene2 protein. Lineage: Eukaryota; Viridiplantae; Streptophyta; Magnoliopsida; Fabales; Fabaceae. The record is from RefSeq and is a predicted model, not a curated record. The coding region runs from base 129 to 2348 and encodes 739 amino acids. The transcript is spliced from 4 exons.
CUUCUCGAAAAGUCAGAUUCUUUCUCGGAAAACUCCAACUGUGUCUCAGAGUCUAUAUACUUCUUCAUGAUCAGUUUUGCUUCCAAUUCAGUGAAACAUCCAUCCCCCAGAUUCAUUAUCCGAUCACCAUGGGUUGUACGCAAUCGAAGAUAGAGAACGAAGAAGCUGUGGCUCGAUGCAAAGAACGCAAGCACUUGAUGAAAGAGGCCGUCUCGGCGCGAAAUGCCUUCGCUGCCGCACACUCCUCCUACGCCACCUACCUCAAGAACACCGGCGCUGCCCUGAGCGACUUCUCUGAGGGCGAGGUUCAAAACCCUCAAUUCGGCCCGACGACUGUCCCUAAUCCCUCCCUCCCGAUGCAACCAUCCUUCGAAAUCCCUCCGCCGCCUCCGCCUCCUCACAAUAUCCCCCCUGCUCCUCUUCAUCGUUCUGCGACUAUGCCCGAGAUGAUGGCGAAACCCCAAAUGGAACCGGUCGGGACCAUAAUCGAGGAGGAGGAGGAGGACAAAGAAUUGGAGAACGAUGGUGCUUUGAAUAAUAGAUUGAGGAGAAGGAGAAGUAAGAGAAAUAGUGGGGGGAGCAGUAGAGGUGGGACUAAGGAAAUGGUAGGAGAAGAAGAAGAAGAGGCUCGGCCUCCUGCUCCUCCUCCCCUAUCAAAAUCAAAACCAGCGACUCAAUUUGAGACAAAUCAUCCUAUGCCUGCGCCGCAUCCUGCUUUUGAAUACUUCUUUCCGCCGAUGGAGAACACGCCAGGACCGAGCUUGAGCACCGCAGACGAAGAAGUUAACAUCAAUAAAGAGGAAAUUGAGAGAAAGGAGUUUAACGAGAAGCCCAAUAUUGUGAGAGGCAGAAAUGAUGAGGUGCCGGAACCUGUACCUACGCCGGAGAAUGUGCCGGAGCCGCCACCGGCGCCGCAGCAGCAGGCUAUGAUGUUGUCACAGAAUGGGAAGAGUUCGAAGAAGGUGAAGCAGGGACAGGUUUCGAUUGUGGAGGGGAAUAUUGCGAACCCAAAAGUGAAUCUGAUACAAAUAUUUAAUGAGCUUGAUGACCAUUUUCUGAAGGCUUCGGAGAGUGCUCAUGAAGUUUCAAAGAUGCUCGAGGCAACGCGGAUGCACUAUCACUCCAAUUUCGCUGAUAAUAGAGGACACAUUGACCAUUCUGCGAGGUUGAUGCGAGUUAUUACAUGGAAUAGAUCCUUUAGAGGAAUGCCUAACAUGGAGGAUGGGAAGGAUGAUUUUGACUCAGAGGGGCAUGAGACUCAUGCUACUGUUUUGGACAAGUUGCUUGCAUGGGAAAAGAAACUUUAUGAUGAAGUAAAGACAGGUGAACUGAUGAAAUUUGAAUACCAAAGAAAGGUUGCCUCGCUUAACAAGCUAAAGAAAAGAGGUAAAAGCUCUGAUGCACUAGAGAGAGCAAAAGCAGCCGUCAGCCAUUUGCAUACAAGAUAUAUUGUAGAUAUGCAAUCCCUGGACUCAACAGUCUCUGAAAUUAGCCGCUUACGUGAUGAACAGUUGUACCCAAGACUCGUACAGCUAGUAGAUGGGAUGGCCACCAUGUGGGGAAUUAUGCGUGCGCAUCAUGAGAACCAGUCUAACAUUGCACUCGCAUUGGCAUCUCUGGACGAUUCCCAGUCACCUAAGAUGACAACUGAACACCAUCAUGAUCGAACAUACCAACUAUUGGUUGUUGUGCAAGAGUGGCAUUCACAAUUUGAGAAGCUAAUGAGCAAUCAAAGGAGGUACAUAAGGGCCCUGAACAAUUGGUUAAAAUUAAAUCUUGUCCAUAUUGAGAGCAAUCUGAAGGAAAAGGUUUCAUCCCCUCCAAGAGUUCAGAAGCCCCCCAUACACAGACUCCUUCUUGCGUGGCAGGAUUCUCUGGAAAAACUACCUGACGAAGUCGCUAGAACAGCCAUAUCCAACUUUGCUGCUUUGAUAGAUACUAUUUUUCAUCUACAAGCAGAAGAGAUGCAUUUGAAGCAAAAAUGUGAGGAAACACAAAAGGAGCUUAACCGAAAAAAGAGGCAUUUCGAAGACUGGUAUCGCAAGUAUAUGGAAAGGAAAAUACCAGAGGAGCCUGAUCCAGACAGGCCACAAGGCAAUAAUGCUAUUGAUGAAGUUGUUACGGAAAAGCAAUUUGUGGUUGAACAAGUGAAGAAGAGAUUAGAAGAUGAAGAAGAAGCAUAUGCAAGGCAAUGCGAUCACGUGAGGCAGAAGUCCUUAGUCACUCUCAAAAAUCGUUUGCCAGAGCUCUUCAGGAAUAUGUCAGAUUUUGCUCUUCAAUGUUCCAAAAUGUACAGCGAGCUACGGCGUGUGUCACAGAACCUAAAUACAGACCAGAGCUCACCAUGAGUAUUGGUUUUUUUUUCUUUUUUCUUUAAUAUACAUAACAUUCUUUUCUGUUUUAUAUACUGCCUAUUAUAUGAUUGGGAUGGGCCCCGAAAUGUUCAGUCCAUGUUAAAGAAAUUGGAUGUAAUUUUCAUACAAUUGAAAAUGUGUAAGAAGUUCAAUGGAUUUUAGUACUAUAUCUUUUUUUUUAAAAUUGGAAA